CUUGAAAUAUACUGAACACACACGUGUUGUUUCUCUAUGUCUGACAAGUACCAUUGAGGAAGUGAAGCUCACACUGGCUUUCUGGCGGCUGCAUAGAGUGUUUCGGGGCGCGGUGACUCGUUACUUUCUUUGAGCGAGGUAGCGAGUCCUUGGAUGUAAUAAAGGGAGGGAGGAUGAGCGGCCGAUGGUACCAUGAGGACAUCUCCCGCCCCAUGGCGGAGAAGCUGCUGGCCAAGGCUGCCCAGGACGGCAGCUUUCUGGUCCGUCAGAGCGAAUCGGUCGGAGGAGCGUUCGCCCUAUGUGUGCUGUAUGAAAAAUCCAUCUACACUUAUAGGAUUUUUAUAAAUGAGGACAAUUCAUUGUCCAUUCAGGCCUCUGCAGGAAUCAAGUCGAAGAAUUUUGAAAAGAUGCCCGACUUGAUUGAAUUCUACAUGCAGGAGGACAUGGGGCUGGUGACUCACCUGCGGCACCCUGUGGAGCGAGUGGAGGAGUUGGAGAGCCCUGAGAUGGAAGCAGGUGCAGCAGAUGUCACGGAAUCCCCCACUCAGACCAAGAGUGAUAUAAGCCAGUCCCUGGUCAACAAGAUACUCGCACAGCGCCUUGAAGGAGUGGAUGCAGCAACGUUGUCACUAGUUCCAGAAGGUUUUCAUGAGGCCCUUCGUAACUUUGUGGAGCAGGAUGUGCUCAAGGAUGCUGAAGACGUAAAUGGUACAAACACGGAUUUGUGGCAACUAAGGCUCUUGCUCAGAUUACUUACCAAAGGUCUCAACAGUGAGCUAAUCCAGACAAUGUCGACACUUGAGACAUCACAGCGACAGUUUGACAAUCAGCCGUUACCUGGAGGAAGUGUUCAGAGCCAGAUCACCUCUGAAGCCAAUAUCAAAAAACUGCUUUCAACAGCUACAGAACUGAACACAAUGCUCUUAUCCAUGGAGAACCAGGUGAAGGAUUAUGAGCACGAAGUUUCAGACGCGGAUGUUGAAGACCCGCAGUCACAAAUAUCACCGGUGACCUUUGAUGUGAAAUUGGAAAGUUUUGGAAUAUUCUUGAAACUCCAUUUGAAAGUGGAUGUGGAGCAUGGGAAACUAAUCAUCAAGAAAUCAAGGGAUGCUCCAGAGGAUAAGUUUUACAGUCACAACAAAAUUUUGCAGCUAAUCAAAUCGCAGAAGUUCCACAACAAGUUGGUGAUCGUCAUUGAUUCGGAGAUAAAGAAGACACAGCGGAAGGAGUACGUCUUCACAGACUCGAAGAAGCGGGAAGGGUUCUGCCAGCUUCUACAACUGAUGAAGAAUAAACAUUCGGAUUUUCCAGAACCAGACAUGAUCAACAUCUUCAUUGGAACCUGGAACAUGGGUAAUGCAUCUCCUCCUACGGACAUACGAUCAUGGUUCCAAUGCCGAGGCCAGGGAAAAACUCAGGAUGACACAGCUGCCGACAUUCCCCAUGACAUUUACAUCAUUGGCACUCAGGAAGAUACCCAGGGAGAGAAGGAGUGGGUGGAGCUUCUCAAAUCCACUCUGAAGGACAUCACCUAUAUAAAGUUUAAGCAUAUAUCAACACAGACCUUAUGGAAUAUCCGGAUAGUUAUAUUGGCAAAACCAGAACAUGAAAACCGGAUCAGUCACAUUUCUACUAGUAGCGUCAAAACUGGAAUAGCCAAUGCUCUUGGUAAUAAAGGAGCCGUGGGCGUGUCCUUCGUGUUUAAUGGCACAUCCAUUGGAUUUAUCAACAGUCACCUAACCUCCGGAGGAGGGAAGAAGCUAAGACGAAACCAAAACUACAUCAAUAUCCUGCGUUUCGUUAACCUAGGAGACAAAAACUUGAGUCCAUUUGAUAUCACUAAUAGGUUCACACAUCUCUUCUGGCUCGGAGACUUGAACUACAGAGUGGAACUCCCAACACAGGAAGCUGAGAAUAUUGUAGAGAAGAUCAAGCAGCAGCAGUACCACGAACUGUUGCCCAAGGACCAACUGAUGAUCGAGAAGAAUGACAAGAAGGUUUUCCUCCAGUUCCAAGAGGAAGAGAUUACUUUUCCUCCAACCUAUCGAUAUGAACGUGACAAGAGGGACACGUACACCUACACCAAACAGAAGGCCACAGGACUAAAGUACAACCUGCCAUCCUGGUGUGAUCGUGUGCUGUGGAAGAGUUACCCCAACGUUCAUGUAAUGUGUCAGUCAUACGGCUGCACCACGGAUAUUGUCACCAGUGAUCAUUCACCAGUGUUUGCAACCUUUGAGGUGGGCGUGUCGACACAGUUUGUUUCUAAAACCGACCCCAACAAUGCUGACUCCCCAGGCACAAUCAACUUCCUCAAGUGUGAAGCCACAUUGAAAACUAAGUCCAAGACAAAGUUCUUCAUUGAAUUCCACUCCAGCUGCUUAGAAAAUCCUGUAAAGAGUGCCGAAGGUGAGAACCAGGAGUCGAGGGAUGAGAACCUUGCUGUCAUAUGGAGUACUCCCCCUGAGUUAAUACCCAUUAUCUCUGACCCGGAGUAUUUAUUAGACCAACACAUCCUCAUCUGUGUCAAGUCUACCGAUAGCUAUGAAUCAUACGGUGAGGGCUGCAUUGCUCUGCAUGCCAGCUCCAAUGAGAUCACGUUCAACAUCCCUCUGGAGCACCGGGGGGAGGAGACGGGCAAGUUCAGCGGCUCGUACAAACUGACCAUUUCCGAGGGGAAACAGCGAGAGCGGACUUACGAUUUUAUACAGUUGGAAAAAGAUGAGAUGAUUUCAGUUAAACAAAGCAAAACGAAUACUAAUUUGGAACCUCAAAAAGCCGGGGACCGUUCGGGAUGGUUAGCCGCAAAAACCUCCUCCAAUCUGGUGGCAGAAGAGGCAGCAGCCAAGGCCCGAGUCCGAGUCCCAUUGCCAAACCUUCCAGAGAUCAGUUCCAAGGAUGAUGGCAAGCCCUCAAGCAGCAUUCCUGAAAAUUCCCGGAACAAAACAUCACCAAUAAGCCAAAAGAAGCUGGAGAUCCCACCAAGUGAACAGAGAUCAAUGGAGAUGAUGAAUAAUCCCUUGUAUGAAACAUUUGAACCGAGGCUGUGCACUGGUUUGAAGAAAGAACAAGGGUCUCACUGGGGCUUGAAGAAAGAGACCUCAGUGACUGUGGAGAAGGUCUCCUCCACUUCAUUCCAAUCCCCCACCAGUAAAGUGCCGCAGUCAGUGCCAAAGUCGGGCUGGCAUGUACUUCCCCACACACCGGCAAACCGCAAUCACCCCAACACUGACUCGAUGAAGAGCUCAGCCCAGGAGAAGCCACACAUCAAACCAGCAGCAAUCACGGUUGACCCUUCCAGAUCAGGUGCCUGCCUGCCUAGUUCACCCUUACACAGCAGGCCCCCACGGCCAGCCAAGAGCACAAAGGUGCUGGAGCAACAGCAUGCUCUGAAAGACUACAGGGAAAGCAUGGAGAUUACAACUCAAACCAAACAACGUAGCAACCAGGGUGUAGAACAACAGACAAGCGUGUCGUGAACAAGAUUCGGCGUGAUCCUUGUCGGGACUUUUCAGAAAAGUGAAGCGUUUUAAUGUUCCAGUUUGCAUUUACUCCAUUGAAAGAUGUAAGCUCUGGUUCUUUGUUGAGAAGACUUCUCACAGCAAGCUGAGAACCUGAAAUAUGUGUGACUGAAUUCAGUGCUGAUGCCAAGAACCUGGAGUGAGGAUGCCCGAUUAAAGUUCAAGACAGCUGAUCACUCAUCACUCCCAUCUUUAAUAUGCCUUUUUUUUGUUGGCAACAGGAAUUCAGUCAUGGGAUAUGUCAAGCAUUUCAAUUAGAUCCAAACUAAGUAUUGCAAGGUACACAAAAAUG
Molecule: messenger RNA, 3813 nt
Organism: Amblyraja radiata (thorny skate)
Lineage: Eukaryota; Metazoa; Chordata; Chondrichthyes; Rajiformes; Rajidae
Gene: inpp5d
Product: inositol polyphosphate-5-phosphatase D
Exons: 27
Coding region: 174-3479 (1101 amino acids)
Biological process (GO): phosphatidylinositol dephosphorylation; negative regulation of signal transduction; positive regulation of B cell differentiation
Cellular component (GO): cytosol
Molecular function (GO): phosphatase activity
Source: RefSeq, a predicted model, not a curated record